Messenger RNA from Pseudopodoces humilis (Tibetan ground-tit), 1465 nucleotides. RefSeq names its product translocase of inner mitochondrial membrane 22 (gene TIMM22). Gene Ontology annotation, biological process: protein insertion into mitochondrial inner membrane. Gene Ontology annotation, molecular function: transmembrane protein transporter activity. The record is from RefSeq and is a predicted model, not a curated record. Lineage: Eukaryota; Metazoa; Chordata; Aves; Passeriformes; Paridae. Gene Ontology annotation, cellular component: TIM22 mitochondrial import inner membrane insertion complex.
AGCGGGCCCGGACGCGGAGCCGAGCGCCCGUGGGUGUGCGAGCCCAUCAUGGCGGCCCCACCGCCCUCAGCCCCGGGAGAGCCGCCGCCGCCGCCGCCGCCGCUGCAGUACAGCCUCCUGCUGCAGCACCUCGUGGGCGACAAGCGGCAGCCCCGCGUCUGGGACCCCGCCGCCCUCGGCGGAAUCCCCUGCCCGCCCAAGAGCGAGGAGCAGAAGAUGGUGGAGCGGGUCAUGGAGAGCUGUCCCUUCAAGGCGGCGCUGGCUUGUGUGGGAGGAUUUGUUCUGGGAGGUGCAUUUGGUAUCUUCACAGCUGGCAUUGACACCAAUGUGGGCUUUGAUCCCAAGGAUCCCUAUCGCAUGCCCACAGCCAAAGAGGUGCUCAAGGACAUGGGGCAGCGAGGCAUGUCCUACGCCAAGAACUUCGCCAUCGUGGGUGCCAUGUUCUCCUGCACGGAAUGCGUGGUAGAAUCUUAUCGUGGGAAGUCAGACUGGAAGAACAGCGUUAUCAGUGGCUGCAUUACAGGAGGAGCCAUCGGCUUCAGAGCUGGGUUGAAGGCCGGGGUGAUCGGCUGCGGAGGAUUCGCCGCUUUCUCUGCUGCAGUCGAUUACUACCUCCGGUAACAGCCCUGUCCCUCGGGAGCAACGUUCCCUGUUCCAGUGCUGCUGCUGAGAGCCUGCAUCACGGCACAAACAUCAGGCUUACCUUUCCACUGCCUCUGGAGUCCUGGCCAGUGUGAGCAGGGUGGUGGUGGCCACUUUCUGAAUGACUAACAGCAACCUGGCUGCGAGCCCUGGCGAGCUGCUCCAGGCAGGCUUGUGGGAGCAUGGGAGGAUGGAGCUAGGCACAGAGCAGCAUCUCCAGGACAGAUCAGCUAACUUCAGUUUCCAGGAAAUAUGCCUGGACUCUGAGCACUUUCGAUCCUUUGGGGCUGAUUUUUGAUUAAGUCUGUUGCCAGCAUCAAAAGAAGGCAGAAGGACUAUCUUCUAGGAGAAACACACCAAUUUAGGUUACCACAUAUUUGAAGGUGCUGCAAGUGUUUUAACAGUCACCAGUUUGAAGCUUGCUACUCUGUUGGGGAGAGGUAAGAUCCUGUGGAGAAAUAAGUUUGUUCCAGGCUUUUCUUAAAAUACCAUCUGAAGACAAAUCUCCAUCUGUACAACUUGUCUUAUUUCAAGUACAGAGAUGAGCGCCAGAUUUCUUUACCACGUUUUAAAGGGAAAAGCAGAAAAGAAUCCUUAGCCUUUGUGUGGUUACUGGCAGAUGAACAAAACAGUUUAAGGGAAAAAAAGAGGUUGUUGCUGAAGUAUAAUUCUCUGUAGCCACUUGGCUAGCCUGAUUUAACCUCACUGUGGGAGUACAAUCUUGCUACUGCUUUAAUUGCCCCAGGCUCACCCCAUUAGUUCCAGCAGUUUGAUAGUGAAACUUAGAAAGCAGAGUUGUGAGAAUAAACCAGUAUUUGACAGA